Molecule: messenger RNA, 1089 nt
Organism: Penicillium brevicompactum
Lineage: Eukaryota; Fungi; Ascomycota; Eurotiomycetes; Eurotiales; Aspergillaceae
Exons: 1
Coding region: 1-1089 (362 amino acids)
Source: RefSeq, a predicted model, not a curated record
AUGCAUUUUUCUAAGUCCGCCAUUGCCUCUCUGGCAACCAUACUUCCAGCGGCUGUUGCCCUCCCUAAAGGCUCCUCCUCGGGCAGUCUUCAAGAUGCCAUCAGUGCAGUCCCCGGUGAAUCCCCGCUGUUCCUCAACUACCCCGGCAAGAAGACACCGUUGGCCAGUGAAUAUCUCAAAGUCAUUCCAGCAACAGGGUCAGGUCCUGCUGGUGAAGAUGACCUCCUUUUCCAAAAUCUGCUGGCUGCUGAGUGGUCUAUCUACUCCUUUUACCAGGCCGGAGUAGAAGCUUUUACCUCCUCAAACUUCACCACCCUCGGCUUGCCCAACUCAACCUACGAGCGCAUAGUUCAAAUGCGAGACAACGAAGCUGGCCACGUCCGCAUCUUUCAGGAGCAGAUCUCCAACAACUCCGUGAAGCCGGGUCCUUGCAAAUAUGAUUACGACUUCAACAAAAAUCCCCAAAUCUGGCUUGCUCUCCAGACCUACCUCGAGGUCUCUAGCAUGGCCUUCCUUACCGGGCUAUCCAACCAAGCCGACCUGAACGUUUCCAAAUCCGCCUUGAUGGCGAUCGGCCAGGUGGAAUCGCGUCACAACACCUGGUCUUUGAUUGAUGUGUAUGACACAAGUCCUUUCGCUGGACCUUCAGACACAGUCUACCCCUAUGCAAACCAGAUCCUUGAUCUGACGAACAACUUCAUCGUCUCGGGCAGCUGCCCCAGUAAGAACCCGCCAUACCCCAGUCCGAGCCAGAACCUACCCCAGCUUGUAUUCUACGGGAAUGAGACAACCGGCAGGCCUGGAUCUGAUCUGCAUCUGACCUACAAGGACCCUAAGAAUGUACCCACAUACCAGGAUGACAAAGAGUACUGGGCUGUUUUCUAUCAUGGCUUGCAGAAGCAGAGUGUGGCAUUUAAACCGAAGAACAGCCACGUCAAGAUCCCAGCUCAAUUCGACUUGAAUGCCGGUAUCAUUAUUGUCAACAUCGCGGAAGAGAAAGAUGCACCGACCGAGGACAGUGUCGUUGCCGGACCUUUGAUUCUUCUGGAACAGCCCGGGAGCUUGACGACGCAGAUAUCGACAGUCUGA